AUGUUUGUAAUGGAUAAUACAAAUAAAUGUCCAUCAAUAUAUCAAGGUACUUUUUCGAAUCCAUUUUUUAUUGAACAACUUAUAUUAAUUAUCUAUUCAUUAAUAUUUACAAUUGGUUUUGUUGGUAAUAUAAUGACAAUUUUUAUUAUUAUUUAUAAUACACAUUUACGUACACCAACUAAUUAUUAUCUUCUAAAUUUAGCUGUUUCCGAUUUAAUGAUGUUAAUGUGUAAUUUACCAUUAGAAAUGCUUGAAAUAUAUAAUCGUGAAUGGCCAUUAUCAAUAAUAUUUUGUAAAUUAAGAAAUAUAUGUGCUGAAUUUUUUACUUGUUCAUCUAUAUUAACUAUUUUAGCAUUUACAUGUGAACGUUAUUUUGCUAUUGUACAUCCUGUACAUCUUCAUCAUUUAAGUCAUUUUCGUCGUGCACAAAAUAUAAUUAUUAUUAUUUUAUUAAUAUCAAUUGGAUUUAGUUUACCACUUGGUUUAUCUUAUGAAAUUGUAACAAAUAAUUUAUCAACAUAUGUUUAUAUAAAUAAUAAUACAAAAUUAAUUCAAACAAAUUCUUUAAUUAAAGAUCUAUCAUAUAGUUGUAAAUCAUGUAUACCAAAAAAAAGUCUUACAAAAAUUUUAUCAUUUAUUAUUAUAAUAACAUCAUUUUGUUUUUUUUAUUUUCCAAUGAUUAUUAUUGGAGCUAUUUAUUUAUUUAUUGGUAAAGCAUUACGUCAUGUUAAUAAAUAUGAAAUUUAUUCAAAUCAAAUUGAAAUUAGUAUAUCAUCAGUAUCAAAUAAUGGAAUAAAUUUAAAAAAAUCUAUUGAUAAUAAUUCAUGUCAUUCAGGUUUAUCAAAUAGAGAUGUACAAGAUAGACAACAACAACAAAGUCCACAUAUUAAUUCAUAUUCAUGGUUAAAAAUGCGUGCACGUUGUAAAGCUCGAAAAGUAGUUGUUAAAACUCUUGUGGCUGUUGUUAUUGCAUUUUUUGUUUGUUAUGCUCCAUUAUAUUUACAACGUUUACUUUUGGCUAUAAUAACAUUAUAUUCAAAUUUUAAUAUUGAAUUAUCAUUAUUUUCAAAUUUUAUGGCUUAUUUAUAUGUUAUAUCAGGUAUAACAUUUUAUUUUGGUUCAGUUAUUAAUCCAAUACUUUAUAAUGUUAUUUCAAAUAAAUAUCGACGUGCAUUUUGUGAUCUAUUUCAUUGUCGUUUAACAUAUAAAAGAAAAUCAAAUCAAAAACCAUUUCAAAUAAAUCGUUCAAAAAACCAACAACAACAACAACAACAUCAACCAAUGACUUAUUAUAAUCCAAAACAACAAGAUUUUCAAAAUAGAAGAUUAAAUCAAAAAAACUCUUCUAAUUAA
Molecule: messenger RNA, 1353 nt
Organism: Rotaria sp. Silwood1
Lineage: Eukaryota; Metazoa; Rotifera; Eurotatoria; Philodinida; Philodinidae
Source: the annotation of a GenBank genome assembly